AUGGCAAUAAGCGGCGACGGAGUAGCACAAGACCUCAUUAGAGCUAUUGAAGUCGCUCAAGAGGCUGUUGAUCUUACUCCUCAAGGCUAUAGCGAUCGACCUGAAUGGCUAAACAAUCUCGGAGGCUGUCUUUUUGAAAAGUACUCUUUUACAAGUGAGAAGGCUAAUCUCGAUAGAGCUAUUGAAGUUACUCAAGAAGCUGUCGAUCUUACUCCUCAAAGCUAUAGCGAUCGACCUAAAUGGCUAAACAAUCUUGGAAUCUAUCUUUCUGAAAAGUACUCUCUUACAAGUGAGAAGGCCAAUCUCGAUAGAGCUAUUGAAGUUACUCAAGAAGCUGUUGAUCUUACUCCUCAAAGCCAUAGCGAUCGACCUGCAAUUCUAAGCAAUCUCGGAGACUGUCUUUUUGAAAAGUACUCUUUUACAAGUGAGAAGGCCAAUCUCGAUAGAGCUAUUGAAGUUACUCAAGAAGCUGUUGACCUUACUCCUCAAAGCCAUAGCGAUCGACCUAAAUGGCUAAACAACCUUGGAAUCUAUCUUUCUGAAAAGUACUCUCUUACAAGUGAGAAGGCCAAUCUCGAUAGAGCUAUUGAAGUUACUCAAGAAGCUGUUGAUCUUACUCCUCAAGACCAUAGUAAUCGAUCUGCAUUUCUAAACAAUCUUGGACUUCAUUUCUCUAAAAAGUACUUUUUUACAAGCGAGAAAGCCGAUCUCGAUAGAGCUAUUGAAGUUACUCAAGAGGCUAUUGAUCUUACUCCUCAAGGCUAUAGUAAUCGACCUAAAUGGCUAAACAAUCUUGGACUUCAUCUCUUUAAAAAGUACUCGCUUACAAGUGAGAAGGCCAAUCUCGAUAGAGCUAUUGAAGUUACUCAAGAAGCUGUUGAUCUUACUCCUCAAGGCUAUAGCGAUCGACCUAAAUUGCUGAACAAUCUUGGACUUCAUCUCUUUAAAAAGUACUCUCUUACAAGUGAAAAGGCCAAUCUCGAUAGAGCUAUUGAAGUUACUCAAGAAGCUAUUGAUCUUACUCCUCAAAGCCAUAGUGAUCGACCUAUAUGGCUAAGCAAUCUUGGAAUCUAUCUUUCUGAAAAGUACUCUUUUACAAGCGAGAAAGCCGAUCUCGAUAGAGCUAUUGAAGUUACUCAAGAAGCUAUUGAUCUUACUCCUCAAGGCCAUAGCGAUCGACCUAGACGGCUAAGCAAUCUUGGAGGCUGUCUUUCUGAAAAGUACUCUCUUACAAGUGAGAAGGCCGAUCUCGAUAGAGCUAUUGAAGUUACUCAAGAAGCUGUUGAUCUUACUCCUCAAGGCUAUAGCGAUCGACCUAAAUGGCUAAACAACCUUGGACUUCAUCUCUCUGAAAAGUACUCUCUUACAAGUGAGAAGGCCAAUCUCGAUAGAGCUAUUGAAGUUACUCAAGAAGCUAUUGAUCUUACUCCUCAAAACCAUAGUGAUCGACCUAUAUGGCUAAGCAAUCUUGGAGGCUGUCUUUCUGAAAAGUACUUCCUUACAAGCGAGAAAGCCGAUCUCGAUAGAGCUAUUGAAGUUACUCAAGAAGCUGUUGACCUUACUCCUCAAAGCCAUAGCGAUCGACCUAAAUGGCUAAACAACCUUGGACUUCAUCUCUCUGAAAAGUACUCUCUUACAAGUGAGAAGGCCGAUCUCGAUAGAGCUAUUAGGGCCUACAUUCAAGCGUCAGCUUCGCUUGUGGCAAUCGUUACAGAACGACUGAGAGCAUACAAGUCUUUAUUACAGCUGUUCAUAAAAAUUGAGAAAUGGGAGAAGGCUUUGGAAGCUGGAUUUGGCGCUAUCGAGCUUCUCCCGGCUUUGGCUCCUCGAUCACUUCCAAAUUCUGAUAAACAGCGCGUCUUGAUAUCGAUUGUUGGCCUGGCCUCCGACGCAGCUGCAGUGGCCGUGCAUCUAGGAAAGGUCGUCGAGGCAGUUCAAUUACUGGAGCAAGGCCGUGGGGUCCUCAUAGGAAACCUUACAGAUAUACGUUCUGUACCACUAGAGUUACAGCUACAGCACCCUGACCUCGCCGAUCAGUUCAUACUCCUCCGCGAUCGUUUGAAUCUCUCAACUCCAAGGGAUCAGUUUCUGCUUCCAGGUCUUCAAACAUCGCCCAUACAGCAGGGAGAAGCCAGACGGCAGGCAAAUCAAGAGUUUGAUCGCCUGCUGCAAGAAAUACGUCGGCAGCCUGACUUCCACGACUUCUUGAAACCACCUAGUCAAAUAGAAAUCCAAAAAGUAGCGUUGGAAGGCCCUGUCAUUUAUAUCAACGUUAGUCGUUGCCGUUCCGAUGCUUUGAUUAUCGAGAACGACUCCAUUCGGUCCUUCCAUUUACCUCGACUCGAUAUUGACUAUCUUGGCAGUCAGAGAGAAAAACUCUACAUGUCUAAAUUCCUUGAUCAAAUCUUGCUCCAGGAACUUUGGGAUAGAGUUACAUUCCCAGUCCUCGAAGCGCUGGAACUGCAAAAGAAUCAAGUCAAAGUUUUUCGGCAGCGUGUUUGGUGGAUACCAACAGGUGUACUCAGUCGCUUUCCUAUCCAAGCGGCCGGAUACCAUCUGGAGGAACCUCCUAAAUCGGUACUUGACACGGUUGUAUCUUCCUUCGCCUCCUCCCUUAGAUCGAUCUCACACAGUCGCUCAAACCCCUCUGCGAAGAGUUUGUCAAAGCUGGACCGUCUUGUUCUGGUAGCGAUGGAAACCACUCUCGGAUUGAGUCCGCUACCAUUCGCCAGAAAUGAGGCUGAAGAAGUCAAAAAAAUCUGUCAAAACGCCAACUUAGCAGUCAUCGAACAGCAUCGCAAGAAACCCGUGCUUGAUGCUCUAGCGUCUUGCAAGAUAUUUCAUUUUGCAGGCCAUGGUUUCUCUGAUCCAAUCGAUCCGCUGCAAAGCUGUUUACUUCUUGGAGACCGGGAGGAGGAUCGGUUGACCUUAGAUAACUUUAUAGGAACUAGUGCUCUUGAGCAGCCGCCUUUUCUUGCGUAUCUUUCUGCUUGCAACACCAGUCAGGUUGAAAACGAACUCAUGAUAGACGAGGGUCUCCAUCUGGUCAACGCAUUUCAGCUGGCUGGGUUUCAACAUGUGAUUGGGACAUUAUGGGACGUCGACGAUAAGCUUUGUAGCGAUGUCGCAAGGAUCGUAUAUGAGCAUGUACUAGGGGAUGAGAUAACGCAUGAGUCAGUGAGUCUGGGACUUCACACAGCUAUCAAGUGGUGCCGAGAUCAGUGGAGGGGUGGUGUGCUUCGUGAGACUGGAGAAUCAACAUAUGCUGCUGACUCUGCUAUUACAAGCGGACGGGACUACGGCCCAAAGAUUGCAAGGCACACGCGAGGAUUUGAAUGGGUGCCAUACAUUCAUUUCGGUGUACAUCUUAUUACAAGGGAAUUAUGGUUAUGGGAUGAUCUAAUAGUAGCAUGUUGUUUAUUGAAGCUUGAGUAUGGAACUUUCACAUUCUCUAGGUCCAAACAAGCUUUAGUAUAA
Molecule: messenger RNA, 3477 nt
Organism: Botrytis fragariae
Lineage: Eukaryota; Fungi; Ascomycota; Leotiomycetes; Helotiales; Sclerotiniaceae
Product: putative tpr domain containing protein
Exons: 3
Coding region: 1-3477 (1158 amino acids)
Molecular function (GO): protein binding
Source: RefSeq, a predicted model, not a curated record